AAAAGCUGGCGUGGGGGUGGCAGGGUAGAGGAGAGCAGGCAAGAGGGGCCAGGGCUGGGCAGCCAGUGCAGCGGAUCCGGCCUCUGCCUGGCCUCCCCGGGGACAACACAGGUUCGCAGAGGCAGCAGCACUUUUGCAAGAUGAAGUGAUUGCCGAGCUCCAAGUGCCGAAUGAUGGAAGCUCCAGCAGGGGGGGAGGAAAAGGCAAAUGAAUCACACGCAGGAAUCCCUCGGGCCCCAACUGGCAUCCAGAGGUCGCGGUGGCGGGCGGCCGGCGCGGUGCGCUGCGAUCUAUCCGUCUGUCCUGUCCUGUCCUGUCUGUCCUGCCGGGCGGAGCGGCGAGCGGCAUCUGGCCCCGGAGCGGCUGCGAUGCGGGUCAGGAUGAUUUCAGCUGCCUCCGUCCUCGUCCUGCUCUUCCUGCCCUCGGAGACCUGCUCGCCCCUGCAGUGGCCCCGGGGCCCAUCCCGCAGGCUGACCCUGGCCCCCCAACCCACCUGGGAGCCCUGGCCAGGAGCCCAGCGAUCCCCAGUCCCGGAUACCGGCCCCUUGCCACAAAGACUGUGUCAGCCUCACAGGGCAGAGCCCACCCUGGCCCCCCGCACCCCACGGGCGCUGCAAACCGGCAAGAGGCGAGAUGGCAAACCCAACUCGCUGGAUCUCACCUUCCACCUCCUGCGUGAGUUCCUGGAGAUGUCCCGGGAGGAGAGACUGGCCCAGAAAGCGCUCAGCAAUAAGCUCUUGCUGCAGAGUAUAGGAAAAUGAAGGAGC
Harpia harpyja (harpy eagle) is the source of this 767-nucleotide messenger RNA. Its product is annotated as corticoliberin-like. The transcript is spliced from 4 exons. Gene Ontology annotation, cellular component: extracellular region. Lineage: Eukaryota; Metazoa; Chordata; Aves; Accipitriformes; Accipitridae. Bases 171 to 761 code for a protein of 196 amino acids. The record is from RefSeq and is a predicted model, not a curated record. Gene Ontology annotation, molecular function: corticotropin-releasing hormone activity. Gene Ontology annotation, biological process: negative regulation of epinephrine secretion; positive regulation of cortisol secretion; negative regulation of glucagon secretion.